Molecule: messenger RNA, 9105 nt
Organism: Bacillus rossius redtenbacheri
Lineage: Eukaryota; Metazoa; Arthropoda; Insecta; Phasmatodea; Bacillidae
Gene: RagC-D
Product: ras-related GTP-binding protein C
Exons: 8
Coding region: 164-1324 (386 amino acids)
Biological process (GO): cellular response to starvation; negative regulation of autophagy
Cellular component (GO): lysosome; Gtr1-Gtr2 GTPase complex; nucleus
Molecular function (GO): GTP binding; GTPase activity
Source: RefSeq, a predicted model, not a curated record
AUACCGAAUAAUCUAUGGAUAAAAUAUGAUUUGGAUUUGGAAAGACUUGUUUGUUAUCAUGGGUGGUAUUUGAAGGAAGAUAAAAUAUUGCUCGGGGCGGCGAUUGUAAAAACGCAUUGAACUGUGUACUAGGACUUUAUAACAUAGACUUAAAUCUAUUCAAAUGUCCUAUGAAGGAGAGGAGGACGAGCAGUUCGACGUGGGCUCGUUCCCCAAGGACUUCGGCUACGGGCCGUUCGACCCCGACGUGGACGGCGUGGCGGGCCCCGUGCCGGGCGAGCAGAAGCCGCGCAUCCUGCUGAUGGGACUGCGCAGGAGCGGCAAGUCGUCCAUCCAGAAGGUGGUGUUCCACAAGAUGUCCCCCAACGAGACCCUGUUCCUGGAGAGCACCAACAAGAUCAUCAAGGACGACAUCUCCAACUCCAGCUUCGUGCAGUUCCAGAUCUGGGACUUCCCCGGCCAGAUCGACUUCUUCGAGCCCACCUUCGACUCGGACAUGAUUUUCGGGGGCUGCGGGGCGCUCGUCUUCGUCAUCGACGCCCAGGACGACUACAUGGAGGCGCUCAGCAAGCUGCACCUGACGGUCACCAAGGCCUUCAAGGUCAACCAGAACAUCAAGUUCGAGGUGUUCAUCCACAAGGCGGACGGCCUGUCGGACGACCACAAGAUGGAGACGCAGCGGGACAUCCACCAGCGGGCCAACGAGAACCUGGGCGACUCAGGUUACGAUCAAAUCCACCUCAGCUUCCACCUGACGUCGAUUUACGACCACAGCAUCUUCGAAGCGUUUAGCAAAGUGGUGCAGAAGCUGAUACCACAACUUCCCACCCUCGAGAACUUGCUGAACAUUCUCAUCUCGAACUCCGCCAUAGAGAAGGCGUUCCUGUUUGACGUGGUGUCGAAGAUCUACAUUGCCACGGACUCCUCGCCCGUCGACAUGCAGAGUUACGAGCUCUGCUGCGACAUGAUUGACGUCGUCAUUGACAUGUCCUGCAUCUACGGACUUCUCGAGGACGCAGACGGGACGGCGUUCGACAACCAGAGCUCCAGCCUCAUCAAGCUGAACAACGGGACGAUCCUGUACCUGCGUGAGGUCAACAAGUUCCUGGCGCUCGUCUGUAUCCUGCGGGAGGACAACUUCGAAAGGCAAGGUGUGAUCGACUACAACUUCCUGUGCUUCCGGGACGCCAUCCAGCAGGUGUUUGAGACCCGCAGCAAGGCGCAGGCGUUCCUGUCGCAGCCCAACCACCGCCUGAACCACGGGGGCAGCAUGCUGGGGCUGGAGCCCUCGCCCCAGGCGGACGUGGGCAGCGCCCAGAGCUAGAGCUCGCUCGGCGUCGGCCCGUCUCCGGUCCCCGCGGGUCGGUCCCGCUCCGAGCCAAGAUCCGAAUACAGCGGUCUCAUUUUAUUGGUUCGCAGUAGAUUCCACCGUUUCCUACUGCAGUACUUCAUCACACACUCUGGUUUCUCUUUAGGCACCAGGUAUUUGACUAUUUUUUUUUUAAUCUCCUACAUUGUUCUGAGAGCUCAUUUCCACCUGCUGUGAUGAGAACCGGCUCUGUUCUCUUGGUCAGAGCCGUUGUUUUCGUCCCGUUUUCCAAGUGGUCACUUCCCCUCCUCGCUCCGGUGUACAUUUCUCGGAUCUUACCAGUGUCACUUCUUGCUUCGUCCUGCAUCACUAGUGUUGGUGUCAGUAGCGUAGUUGUAGUUCCUCGGAGGGAACUGGAACACAUCUGCUGUGAGGGGCCCAAUAUAUCAUUAAGUGUUUACUGAUUAAUACCAUAUUUACCGUAGAAGGAUCGCCCUGCACAUGGGUUGCAUCUAAAAUUUUGGGCCAAAAAAUCUAACAUUUUCACCGUAAGGGUUCCUUGAUUAUUUGUGGCACCAUAAAUCUGUCUCCAGUAAAAUACAUGCUAAGUCUUUAUGGCCCGUGUCUUAGCUCAUGGCCGCCUGUGAAACACAGCACGGGGUCUUAGUCUCUUCCCAAUUAAUCUCUUAUGGCCCAAGAAUACUAUGCCCUCUUCCCAUCUCCUUUCCCAAGUGAGAAAAGACGGCAUGAUCCUAAAUUUUUUUGUCAGUUCCGCCUAUACGAAAAAGAACACUCUUUUCAGCAGCUUUGUCAUGGAAUUUUGCAGUAGAAAGUCUGGGUAAUCUUUGGAUGUUUGGAUACAGUUGCAUCACUGAAACCUGUUGAGAUAGACUUGAUUGUGUACGGUGCUGUUUCAUGGGCUUUUGGGAGGAUCACUGCUGCAUGGCUACAUGUGCGCGCACACACACACACACACACACACACACACACACACACACACACAGACACACACAGACGCACACGCAGACGCACACGCAGACGCACACGCAGACGCACACGCAGACGCACACGCAGACGCACACGCAGACGCACACGCAGACGCACACGCAGACGCAGACGCACACGCAGACGCACACGCAGACGCACACGCAGACGCACACGCAGACGCAGACGCACACGCAGACGCACACGCAGACGCACACGCAGACGCACACGCAGACGCAGACGCACACGCAGACGCAGACGCACACGCAGACGCACACGCAGACGCAGACGCACACGCAGACGCAGACGCACACGCAGACGCACACGCAGACGCACACGCAGACGCACACGCAGACGCACACGCAGACGCACACGCAGACGCACACGCAGACGCAGACGCAGACGCAGACGCACACGCAGACGCAGACGCAGACGCGCAGACGCACGCAGAGACACGCAGAGAGACGCAGAGACACGCAGAGACACGCAGACACACACAGACACACACAGACAACACACAGACACACACAGACACACACAGACACACACAGGCACACACAGGCACACACAGGCACACACAGGCACACACAGGCACACACAGGCACACACAGGCACACACAGACACACACAGACACACACAGACACACACAGACACACACAGACACACACAGACACACACACACAGACACACACAGACACACACAGACACACACAGACACACACGGCCGGAUUUAGAGGUCUGGAGGCCUCGGAGCAACAGAGGAGCGGAGGCCCCCUGGCCCCAAAAUAUUUUCCAAAUAAAAUGAACAAUUUUUUUCAGUCAAGUUUUCCAAUAAAUAAUUUAUUGUGAAAUCAAGUAGAUUCUCUUAGUAUUUAAAAAAACAUACAUAAAUAUAAUUGGAGACGAGAAUUAUAUUAAAUUAAAUUUUAGUGUUAAUGAACGGAACCUUCCGAGGUUUUUUUCGUCGAAAAAUCGUUGAUGAUUUCGCUGAAAUCCAAUUCCCGGAGUAAAUCACUUUUAAUGCUCAGGAGAGAAAGCUUCGAUAAACGGUUUUGUCCCAUUGUGGUUCGGAGCCUAUUUUUUAUAAUUUUCAUUUUUGAAAAUGAGCGCUCUCCAGUGCAAUUUGAAACCAUCAAAACCAAAUACAUUCUCAAUGCAAUUUCAAGGUUUGGAAAUGUAGCUCUGAAAUUUUGAUUGCGAGAAUUUGGUAGUAAAAUAGUUCCGGAGAUUGGUCUUUUCCAUAGUCCAGGGCUGCCACCACUUUGAAAACAAUAUCCUUGAUUGAAAUGUGAAAUAUCCUGUAAUAUCCUUGUUUUCAAUACAAAAUAUCCUGUAAAAUCCUGUACAUUAAAAAAUACAAAAAAAUAUGCAAUUUUCAUGAAAAUUACUCGAUCAUAAUGUACGUGAAUUCUGCCAUAUUCUUCCUAGAAGAGAUAUACAACAAAGCAUUUAGCAUUGGCAAUUCAAGAUAUGACCUGUGCCCUGUCUUGAUAAGGUUGAGCUUACUAAAUAUCUUUUCCACCCCUGCAUUGCUGUGUGGAAGGAUAAGUAUUGCUUGCCUUUGCAAGUUUACAAAGCAGUGGAAAACAUGUUUUCCCAUUAAUUUCAUACUGUGACACUUAAUGCCAGGCCUGCCACCAAAUUAGGUUCCUAAACCCUCUUUACAGCAUUUAAAAAUCCUGUAAAAUUUAUAGCCGUAAUUGACAUAAUUUAUUUUUCGCAGUAAUUUUAAAUAUACAUUGCAUUCCAAAACAUAAUUUAAAAAAAAAAUCAAAUGAAUGUAAAAAAUGUUUAAGAUUUGCCACUUACAUUACAAAACUAAUAGUUGGUAUCACAAUAAAAUGAAAAGUAAUUUAAAAAUUUCUCUUCAGUAUAGGCUUUGGUGCUUUUAUUUACAAACUAUAAAUACAUCCAUACAACUGAAGUUAUUUACAACUUUAAAAAAACAAAUGUAUUUCACAUCAUUAACUAGCUACUUUUUCAUGUCUGUGCUCUUUUCCGCAUCUCGUCAGUGGACUUGAAAGCCAGACCUGCAGAUGUUCUCAUUGUGCAAUCCAACAGCGCAUUUAACAUUGGUGAUUCCAUUGACGAUCUGUGAACAGUUUUAACCAUCUUGAGAUUGCUGAAAACCUUUUCCACAGCAGAUUUUCUCCAGUUGCAGCACCACUCAAAACCAUUACUUUGUACAGAUGAGUUUCAACAAUCUCAGAUGGAAAGAAUCUUCCUAACACUACAACCUGCCUAGUGACUGUCAGUUGAUUCAUCAAUCAUCAGUGUGAAAAAUUGUGUUUUCAUUGCAUAGGUAACAUAAUCUGCAGCUGAUGUUUAACAAAGAUUGAAUAAUUAUCUGGCUAGUUUUAUAGCGAGAACAAUGAAAGUUUCUUGUGAUUUCACUAUCUGGAAACAUUUGCGGGACAAGUUUCGUGAAAUUAUCACUGAGUUUCACAGAUAAAUUGUUUUCACAAACGAAGUUCGCCCAUACCAGUUCCGCAUCAAUUAUUUUGUUUGGUUUGGUUACAAAACUCGUCAAAGAACAACUCUGAUCAGCAGCUCGUUGGUUUUUCGCAUGAACGUACGUCUUCAAGCCGCCCUUUGUCACGUUCAGUUCCGAGUUGCAAGUCGAACAAACUGCGAUAAAUUCCGUUUUGCCACGCCUAAACCACUUCAAUUCUUGCUCCCAUUCUUUACGAUAACGCUGUUUAUAAAGUGGCCUGUCCGGCGAAGCCUUUCAUUUUUUCUCCAUCACAAUCAGCUAAGACCAAAACUACUACUUAAAUCACGUUUGAAGUUUGUAAACAAAUGCCGCACCUAAAACAUUGUAAUGGAAAAAAAUACCAAGGUUUACUGACGCCAUGACACUUCUUAGCGUUUAACUCAACAAACAAAAAACAUUUCCCCCGAAACCAUAGAUAUUGUACUUCAUGAAACGAUAUGUGGGAGUAUAUGUUUUUGGUUUGUGGUUAAACGAUUGGAAGUUCCAUGGCGCUACACCUAAUGUGAAUGUUUGCUUUACUGUUGGAUGCUUGUAUGGUUUGACAACUUCAAAUAGGUAGUUGAAUGUAAAUAUUUACACGAACGAAAUUCAAAUAUGAAAAUAUCGGCGAAGCGUCGUAAAUAUCUGUGAAUGUCGCCGUUUAUCCGUUAGUCCGUUUUAAGCUUCAAAUAUCCGUGAAAACGGAUAAAAUCCGUGAAAACGGCAGGUCUGCCAUAGUCCUUUUUGUAUGAGUCCGUUUGUGGGGGCCCUCCGUUUGUGGAGGCCCCGGGGCUUUCACCCCGAUUGCCCUUCCCUAAAUCCGACCCUGCACACACCCUUUUUCCUUUAUCACUCUCUGGCUGGUUUAUUUUUAUAUUUCCCCCUCUUGCCAAGCACCAGCAUUGUGGCACUCCUGUAGCCACCCUAGCCACCUAACAGGAGAGGUGAGUCGAGGGGAGAGGUGUGUGUGUAGCAGGGAGAGACUGUCGAAGAGAGACAGAUUUGUAGAGGAGUGAGAGGUGCGUCGAAGGAAGGGAGGAUUAUCGGAUAAGAAGGAUGAAUUGGGUAGAGAGAUGUUUGUCGAUGAGAGAGAGGUGUGUGAGGGGAGUAGUAUCGAGUGACGGCUAUACAUCGAUGUGAGAUGGGUGUGUCGAGGAGAGAUAGGGCUCAUUUCAUGAUAUUUGAUAUGCACUGCUGAGCUAUUUUAACUAAACAGUUCAUACUUACUCGUAACAUUUUAAUUUUAAAAAACACAGGUAAGUUAUUUACUCACAUAUUCGACAGCACAGUGCAUUGUUAUUUAUUUUUUACCCAAAAAUAAAAAUAAAAAUCAGCAUAAAAUGUGUGAACUAUACGUCUGUAAAUACGGGACAAGAUUGUAAGAUGAUUUGCGAUAAAACUGAAAUAACACUGAAAAGCAUUAAAAAACCCGGCAUAACACCAAAAUGCAAGUAAGAACCAUAUAGCACCAAAAUGCAAGUUAUACCAUGGAAUUAAGUAGAAUUUAACACAACUGAAUUUAAAAUAACGACAAAUGUAAUAUUUAAUUUUUAAAAUUCGAGGAAUGUAAUUUUAAGACAAAAAAAUUAUACCAAAGUGCAUGGAUUAGAAAAAUUAAUUUACUACUUUGUUUUAUUGUGUAUCUUCAUUUACUCACUUUUAAACCAUAAUUGCUUGCUUAUUUAUUUUUAUUGUUCUGUUUUAGACCAAUUUAUUACAAAUUAUUUUAUUGUUAAAAGGCAGCAUAUUAAUUUUACCACUAUUUUGGUGGCGUAAGUAUUACAAAACAGCUUUUAUAAAAAUAAAAACAAUAACAUUGAAUUCUUCUGUUUUAAAAAUGAAAUUGGGCUAGAUGUCAAACCAUUAAAUCUUGUCUCUACUGAUUAAAUAACACAUUUGUGUACACCUUGUUUCCAUUGCUCAUCCAUGGUCAUAAUCUCAAAUGCGGAAUAUGUUCACUUUAAAAAUAUUUUUUUUGUUAUUUUCACUAAAAAAAACUAAAAUGUAAGGAUGCUCAUUUGCGUUUUUGACCAGUAUUUUUAAAAAUAAUUUGAAAAGGUAUAUUGUAAUGUAUUACAUUUUUCCCGUCUUUGGGUAAUUGCAUCUACAUCAGUGGUAUGCUUUGCCUGUCAGACUAAACCCUGGCACUAUCUGCAAUCCCCAUGCCAUGGUACAUAGCAAGUAGCAGCUGACCUAAUCACUUUUCCCAUUGCAAGAUCUGGUGUUUCUGCUAGCUCUUUGUUCCAAGUCACGCAUUACUUGUGAUGCCACUGGAGUGUAAAAUAUAGUUCAUCUGAAAUCUUGGUGAGAGAGGAGUUCUCAGAAUACAUGUAAGGAACUUCUUAGAUUGGCCAGAAAUAAAUUCACUUUUUAGGUAGAAGGUAUGGAAGGAAAAAAUGAGUUCUGGGAUUCCAAGAGAUCAGUUAGGAUUUUUCUCCAGAAAAUAAAAAUAUUAAAAACACUUUCAAGACUAACCAUUUUUAUAAUGUUCAAUAUGCUUGACAGAAUUUUCAUUUUAUUUGAAAUUUCUCAAUAAAUACAUAUUCCUUUUCCUGCAAAUAUGAAUGCAACAUAGUUAGAAUGCUUGUAUUUUCGAACAUAUGUGUUAAAAAGAUUGAGUUUCAUCCUGAAAUAGAACUAGUAUGCAGUGCGAGCAUACGUAUGUAAGAUAAAGGAAAAUUGCUGCCCAUAUAGUGUACAAGUGACAACUGACUGUGCUCGUCUCACGUAUGAGAGUCGUCAAGAAAGUGUUGAGUCUUGAAACCAUUGCACCGCACAGCAGCUGAAUGUUUUCUGUUCCUAGCGAUUCAUCGAUUGCCAUGGACUUCUUGGUGUAAAUACCAGCUAAUUUGUACAUUAGCUCUGAAAACUUUUAUAGUUUUUUUGUUACUUAUCACGGUUUAUUAGUCCCGUGUCAAUGCUAGUUUUAAAACUGACGACCUUAGUGCAUAGUCUGUAAAAUAUUUUUGCGUUGAAGUGGUAGAGAUGGGAUGUCAAAAACCAGCGUUAGUAUGUCUCUCAAUACGUAUGAUCAUUUCUCGCCAUCAUCAAAAUAUGUGUUGAACUGUUUGAAUAGCAAUAAUACUAAUUGCAUUUUCAUUUCUUUUUUUUAUUUACACUUUUUAUCUUUUUUUUGUUUUGUACUUUCAUCUCAUGCAUACUCAAAUUGGAAAAAUAUAUAUAAUUUUUUUUAUUUACUUAUGUUUUCUGCUUUAUAAUCUAGUAACAACCUAAAGUGUACAAGUAUGCUAGGGUUUUUUUUUUUUUUUUUUUUUUUUUUAAUAAUUGGUAACUAACUUGACUUAUUUUUAAUGGAUUCCUAAUUUUAAUAUCACUAUCCCAUCUCUAAUUAAAUGUAAAUAGUUACAUAGUCAGGUAGUUAUUUGGGUUUAUUUGCAAUUGUUAUUUGUAUUUUCACUGUCAAAUCCAAUACAUAAAAUAUGUUUUGCAGUGAUUAUUGAAAUUUAUGAUCAUGUGUGACAUCAGAUUUAAUUUUAACUUGCUUGGUAAGUGAUUUUCACAUGAAGUUUCUGACUGGUUCUGCUGCUAAUUUUUAUAAAAUAAUAUAUCUAUUUAUGUAUAAAAUCAUUAAUUUGAAACCAAUAUCUAUUUGUGUAUUUCAUAAUGUAUUCUUUUUGUUAAUGAUUAACAUUAUUUGUCCAUGGUGGUUCAGUAUGUGUGUUUUGAAAUUUGUAUUUUUAUACUGUGAAAUCUCAUUGCAAAGUUCCGUAGCUUUAGAAGUGAGAAAUAUAUAAUUUAAGAUUUUGAUUUGAGGGUUUUUUUCAAGUAAGUUGUAAUAAUUAUAUUUCACUGUAUUAUUUGUAUUUGAUGUUAAGAACUUUUAAGUUGUAAAGUGUAAACAAUUUUCUUUGGAUUGUGUUGUUAGUCACCUCCAAAAAAGAUGGUUAAUUUAAAAGAGAAAUUUAUUUUUGUAAAACUAGACUGUGGUUUUUAUGUCUGUCUGAAUGGAGAAUGUUCUGGUGAAUUUGGAGCCAUAAGUAUCUUGUCUGUGUUCAGUGAGUUGCACAUGCUGUAUUUCUAGACAUUGUUAUUGUAGAAUCGUGUACUUGUUUAUUGUAUAAGCAGUUUACUCUUGUUAAAAGUGUUGCUAUUGUUUUUGCACUGCUGUAGAAGUUUGCAGUUUUGUGCUCGCGUUAAAACUAGAAUAAACAUCGGAAUAUUUUGUUAUGGCUGUUCGUUCAAGUUCCAUGUUCAUAUUUUUCAUUAUUUUUAGUGUAGCCAAUACCAACAUUACAAAUGUGUUUUGCUUUGUUCAGCCACAUCACAACUAGCGUGUUGUGCAUUGGAAUAAAAUCAUGCCUUAAGAUGCCUGCAAGA